GAGCGUCCGUCCAGGAAGAGGCAGGAUUCCUUUGGGAUGCUGGACAGUCUGGAGGAGGACCGGAGCAGCUGCAGCUCUGACUCCAGCGGGGGGAGCGGAGCGUCCAGCCCGGAGGACAGCGAGGAUGAAGACUUUGGAGUUGGGAAUCAGCUCAGCUCCUCCUCCUCCUCCCUGAUGCUCAUCAAGACCAACGGACAGGUGUACACCUACCCUGACGGCAAGGCGGGCAUGGCCACCUGUGAGAUGUGCGGGAUGAUCGGGGUCAGGGACGCCUUCUACAGCAAGACCAAACGUUUCUGCAGCGUCUCCUGCUCCAGGAGCUUCUCCUCCAACUCCAAGAAGGCCAGCAUCCUAGCCAGGCUGCAGGGGAAGCCGCCCACUAAGAAGGCCAAGGUCCUGCAGAAGCAGCCCCUGGUGACCAAGCUGGCUGCCUACGCACAGCACCAGUCCAUCCAGCAGGGCGGCGCCAGAAAGAGCGUGUCUGUGGACGUGUUUGACUGGGGGCGUUACCUUGGAGACGGAGACGUGACGGGAGCGCCGGUCAGCUGCUUCAAACAUAUGGAGCGUCCGUCCAGGAAGAGGCAGGAUUCCUUUGGGAUGCUGGACAGUCUGGAGGAGGACCGGAGCAGCUGCAGCUCUGACUCCAGCGGGGGGAGCGGAGCGUCCAGCCCGGAGGACAGCGAGGAUGAAGACUUUGGAGUUGGGAAUCAGCUCAGCUCCUCCUCCUCCUCCCUGAUGCUCAUCAAGACCAACGGACAGGUGUACACCUACCCGGACGGCAAGGCGGGCAUGGCCACCUGUGAGAUGUGCGGGAUGAUCGGGGUCAGGGACGCCUUCUACAGCAAGACCAAACGUUUCUGCAGCGUCUCCUGCUCCAGGAGCUUCUCCUCCAACUCCAAGAAGGCCAGCAUCCUAGCCAGGCUGCAGGGGAAGCCGCCCACUAAGAAGGCCAAGGUCCUGCAGAAGCAGCCCCUGGUGACCAAGCUGGCUGCCUACGCACAGCACCAGUCCAUCCAGCAGGGCGGCGCCAGAAAGAGCGUGUCUGUGGACGUGUUUGACUGGGGGCGUUACCUUGGAGACGGAGACGUGACGGGAGCGCCGGUCAGCUGCUUCAAACAUGUUCCGAUGGGCCGGUCGUGGAGCAGCGUCAGCGAAGGGGUCCGGGUGGAGGUUCCCAACACCGACAGCGGUCUGCCCAUGAAGGUCUACUGGAUCGCCAGCAUCAUCAAGCUGGCUGGCUUUAAGGCUCUGCUGCGUUACGAGGGCUUCGAUGGCGACGCCACCAGGGACUUCUGGCUGAACCUGGGUGUUCCGGACAUCCACCCGGUGGGCUGGUGCGCCGCCGGAGGGAAGCCUCUGGUUCCACCUCAGACCAUCCUGCACAGGUUCACCAACUGGAAGAACUUUUUGAUCAAGAGGCUGACCGGGUCCAAAACUCUGCCGCCGGACUUCUCAUCCAAGGUGCAGGAGAGCAUGCAGUUUCCCUUUAAGAAGCGGAUGAGGGUAGAGGUGGUGGAUAAGACCCACUUGUGCCGGACCCGCGUGGCGCUGGUUGAACAGGUGAUCGGCGGUCGGCUGCGGCUCGUCUACGAGGAAUGUGACGACGGGACGGACGACUUCUGGUGCCACAUGUACAGCCCGCUGAUCCACAGCAUCGGCUGGUCGCGCUCCAUCGGACACCGCUUUAAGAGAUCAGACGGGACGAGGAGGCUGGACGGACAGGUGGACGCUCCGGGACAGCUGUUUGCUAAGGUGAAGGAGGUGGAUCAGACCGGACUCUGGUUCCAGGACGGGAUGAAGCUGGAGGCCAUCGACCCUCUCAACCUGUCGGCCAUCUGCGUGGCCACGGUCCGGAAGGUCCUGGCAGACGGAUACCUGAUGAUCGGCAUCGACGGCUCGGAGGCGGCCGACGGCUCCGACUGGUUCUGCUAUCACUCCACGUCUCCGUCCAUCUUCCCUGCUGGCUUCUGUGAGAUCAACAAGAUUGAGCUGACGCCCCCUAGAGGUCGGUGUGUCUUCCUGCAGGCUCAAGGUUUAGGAAAAACUGAGGAUUUGCAUACGCUGAAGCUUCUCUUUGUGCUCCACCAGGAAGUCCCAAACCACGGUUUCCGUCCCGGGAUGAAGCUGGAGGCCGUGGACCUCAUGGAGCCCAGGCUCGUCUGCGUUGCCACGGUUACCAGGAUUGUCCACCGACUGCUACGGAUCCACUUCGACGGCUGGGAAGACGAGUACGACCAGUGGGUGGACUGUGAGUCACCCGACCUGUACCCAGUGGGCUGGUGUCAGCUGACCGGCUACCAGCUGCAACCGCCUGCCGUCACCGCAGGGUCCAGAGAUGUGCAGUCUGCAGGAUCCAAGCAGAGGAGGAAGUCCCAGCAGUACCGAGGACAGAAGAAAAAGAGGAAGUUACCCGUUGCUAAGCGCCCCGUCAGCCUGUCCGGCUCCGUGGUAACGGGCCUUCCCAGAAACCUAUCAGGAGACGAGAACGAGACACCGCCUGAUUACCCGUCGCCCCCCCCUCCGGCCUCAGCAGCCCAGCCACCCGCCGCUGACCCCAACGCAGAGGGGGGAGCAGGUCUGCAGACGCAGCUCCACAGCAGCGCCGGAGGGACGACGGCGUCGCUUCAGCGAGCAGCUCCAGAAACCAACGGCUCGUCCGGAGACUUCCUCUCCAUCAAAGAUCAGUAAAAUCUCUCCUGCUCCUCUAAUCGUUGAACCAUUUACUGUGAAGAAGAACAAAAGCUGCCGUCUACUUUGCUCCAUCGGGUUUCCUUCCACAAACCUCCAGACUUUUAUUUUCCUGAACUGACCUGAUAAAGAAGGAAACUUCAGCUAAUAUCCAGAGGUAUUAAUGUGAUGCAUUCAGGUGCUUUCAGGACAUCACAGCUUCUGGAAGCUUUAUUCUUAGUUAAAACAUCUUUUCUGUAAGCUUCAUAAACGUAGCCUCUAAGGUUUAAAGGUACCUCCAGAAAAAUGAAACCUCUUCAUUACAGAAGCAUAAAAACUAAGUUUUAGAAAAGAAACCAAUAAGUUACAACAAUUCAACCUUUAAAUUAGAGAAAGCAACGUCUAGAUUAUGGAAAGGUUUAAGUUUCAGAAAAGUUUUUUCUAAAUUAAAAAAGUGUUUAGAAAUCUUAGUUUCAGAAUAAGUGAACUUAUUCUGAAACUUUUUAUACAAAAAGUCGACCUAAGGAGAACAAAACUAACAUUUACGUUUAGUUUUUUAAA
Cyprinodon variegatus (sheepshead minnow) is the source of this 3228-nucleotide messenger RNA. RefSeq names its product MBT domain-containing protein 1-like. Gene Ontology annotation, cellular component: nucleus. Lineage: Eukaryota; Metazoa; Chordata; Actinopteri; Cyprinodontiformes; Cyprinodontidae. Gene Ontology annotation, molecular function: zinc ion binding. The coding region runs from base 37 to 2688 and encodes 883 amino acids. Gene Ontology annotation, biological process: regulation of DNA-templated transcription. The record is from RefSeq and is a predicted model, not a curated record. The transcript is spliced from 20 exons.